Messenger RNA from Prunus dulcis (almond), 2037 nucleotides. Its product is annotated as zinc finger MYM-type protein 1-like. Bases 1 to 2037 code for a protein of 678 amino acids. Gene Ontology annotation, molecular function: nucleic acid binding. NCBI's taxonomy places the organism in Eukaryota, Viridiplantae, Streptophyta, Magnoliopsida, Rosales, Rosaceae. The transcript is spliced from 2 exons. The record is from RefSeq and is a predicted model, not a curated record.
AUGAGGGAGAGUAAUCGACGUUUUCUUGUGAAAUGGUUUGAUUCAUUUGUUUGGUUGGAGUAUAGUAAAGAAAAAGAUGCUGCAUUUUGUCUUCAUUGUUAUCUUUUUAAAUUCGACUUUGAUAAACAAGGAAAGGCUGGAAGCAAUGUCUUCACUGAGAAAGGGUUUAAAAAUUGGAGGAAGGGACCCGAGAAUUUUAGGUACCAUGUUGGACAAGUUGGAAGUCUUCACAAUAAAGCUACACAACAUUGUACAGAUUUAAUGAAUCAGAAGCAACAUGUUGAAACCAUUGUGAUCAAGCAGACAGACCAAGCUCGUAUUAAUUAUCGCAUUCUAUUAACUGCCGCACUUGAUUGCACUAGAUAUUUAUUGCGACAAGGUCUUCCUUUUCGUGGCCAUGAUGAAAGCGAAACAUCUAGCAAUAAGGGUAAUUAUGUGGAGCUUUUGCAAUUUCUUGCCAAUCAUGAUGAGAAAGUUCGUGCCAUUGUGUUUGAAAACGCUCCAAAGAAUCUCAAGUAUAUUGCUCCUACAAUUCAAAAAGAUCUUAUCAAUUCUUGUGCCGCUGAAACCAUUGAUCUAAUUAUUAGUGAUAUGGACGAUGCAUUCUUUUCUAUAUUAGUAGAUGAAUCACGUGAUGUUUCAAUAAGAGAGCAAAUGGCAGUGGUGUUGCGUUAUGUGAACAAAAAAGGGCAAGUAAUUGAAAGGUUUGUGGGUGUCCAAUAUGUCUCUGAUACAACUAGUAGCAAAUUGAAAGAGGCAAUUGAGCAGUUGAUUUCUUCAACAAAUUUGAGCAUGUCCAGGCUACGAGGACAGGGGUAUGAUGGCGCUAGUAAUAUGAGAGGUGAGCUCAAUGGUCUUAAAACACAGAUUUUGAGAGAAUAUCCUCAAGCAUAUUAUGUCCAUUGUUUUGCACAUCAACUACAACUAGCUCUUGUAGCCGUGGCAAAGGGAAAUGAAAACAUUGCUACUUUCUUCACAAUGGCUAGUAGUGUCGUUAAUAUUAUUGGAGCAUCGUGUAAGCGUCGUGAUGCACUUAGAGAGCAACAACAAAAAGAUAUUAUGGAAACUCUUGAAAUUGAUGAUCUUGAAACGGGGCGAGGGUUAAAUCAAGAGACUACUCUCAAACGUCCUUGUGAUACACGUUGGAACUCACAUUAUGAUACUUUACUUAGUAUUAAUAUUAUGUUUCAUCCCGUGGUGAAGGUGCUUGAAUGGAUUGUUGAUGAUGUCAACCAAGAUAAUUUAGGUGAAGCAAAUAGGUUGUUGAAAGAAAUACAAACUUUUGACUUUGUGUUUCACUUAUAUUUGAUGAGAUUUAUAUUGGGAAUCACAAAUGAUUUAUCAAAGGCAUUACAAAAGAAAGAUCAAGAUAUUGUGAAUGCGAUGAUGUUGGUCCAAAGAUGUAAGCAAAAGCUACAAUCCGUGAGGGAUGAUGACUUUGAUGAUUUGCUCAGGGAAGUAUCAAUAUUUUGUGGUAAAAAUGAUAUUGACGUUCCUAACAUGGAUGAUUUAUUUGUACCACAAGGGAGAUCAAGACGUAAAGCUCAGAAAAUCACAAACCGCCAGUAUUAUCGUGUGGAUUUAUUUCUUACUAUCAUUGAUAAGCAACUAGUGGAAUUGAAUAAUCGCUUUACUGAGGUUCAGCUUGAGAUUGAUUGUAGAGAAGUGAUUCAUGGAGUGCAAGGAAACAUUUCGAGAGGCCAGUGGGAGUUGUAUCCUUUCCUUUGUAAGAUUAAGGAGCACCUUGACCAUCCAAAUUUUGUUGAUACUAGCUGGGCUUGGUGUCCAAGAACAGCUAAUGUGGUAGCAGAUGACACUGCGACUCUGGCAAGUGCCAGGAUGAACCUUGUCACCUGGGUCAACAAACCACCAUCUUCGCUGGUGCAUGUUCUCAACAAUGAUGGUCGCCCUUGCCCCCACUUCUUAGUUGCUUGCUUGCAAUCUGCAAGGUUGGACGAUGUAGCCUUAGUGUGGGUGGCGUCUUUGUUUAUUUGCUUUUUUGCAACUUACUUUGUUUAUGUAGUUGGUUGUUUCUGA